AUUACUCAUAUCAAGCUUCUUCUACUCAAGAUCUACUUUAAAAGUUCGAUAAACAAGUGAUAACCACUUUAAGCUACUACAAGUUUCUUCUUCUUUCACACACAAGUUAUAGAAAUGGCAACAGCGUCGUUCAACAUGCAGUCAGUCUUUGCCGGUGGAUUGACCACCACUCGCAAGAUCAACUCCAACAAGCUUUUCUCCGCCGGUAGCUUCCCUAACCUCAAGAGGAAUUAUCCGGUGGGAGUAAGGUGCAUGGCUGAGGGAGAGCCCAAGAAGGAAGACUCUACAGCUACACCCGCUACCUCGGCGUUGCCCAAGUCACCAUCGCCUCCUCCUCCUAUGAAACCUAAGGUGAGCACCAAGUUUUCCGACUUGCUAGCGUUCAGCGGUCCAGCACCAGAGAGGAUCAACGGACGUUUAGCGAUGGUUGGAUUCGUGGCGGCUUUGGCCGUCGAGCUAUCUAAAGGUGAAAACGUUUUGUCUCAGAUCUCCGACGGUGGAGUCUCGUGGUUCCUCGGUACUACAGCGAUCUUGACACUUGCGUCGCUUGUGCCACUUUUCAAGGGCAUAACCGUCGAGUCAAAGUCCAAAGGUAUCAUGACGUCAGACGCUGAGCUUUGGAACGGACGGUUCGCUAUGCUCGGUUUGGUCGCAUUGGCCUUCACCGAGUUCGUCAAGGGCGGAACCCUCGUCUAAGGGGACUGAAUACGUAUUCGGGAGGAUGUUUUAUUACGAUUUUGCCCAUGUAUUCCUGUAAAGUUUGUGAUAUGUGUUAGGUGUGUCUUAUAAAUUAUGUACUAGUGACAUUUUUAAACUUCUAAAGCACUUUAAAAUUAGUGAUGUUCACUAAAA
Camelina sativa (false flax) is the source of this 852-nucleotide messenger RNA. The record is from RefSeq and is a predicted model, not a curated record. NCBI's taxonomy places the organism in Eukaryota, Viridiplantae, Streptophyta, Magnoliopsida, Brassicales, Brassicaceae.